This is a messenger RNA of Populus trichocarpa (black cottonwood), 3626 nucleotides long. RefSeq names its product probable alpha-mannosidase At5g13980. The coding region runs from base 387 to 3413 and encodes 1008 amino acids. Gene Ontology annotation, biological process: mannose metabolic process. The transcript is spliced from 29 exons. The record is from RefSeq and is a predicted model, not a curated record. Gene Ontology annotation, molecular function: alpha-mannosidase activity; carbohydrate binding. Lineage: Eukaryota; Viridiplantae; Streptophyta; Magnoliopsida; Malpighiales; Salicaceae.
AACAUGCCUAUAUUCAAUACUAAAGAAAGAGACACUCACGUGCAUACAUUCAGGUUCACCAAAUAAUCCCAAAAGAAUCAUCGACAAAUCAACAACAAAUCCCAAGCUCUGAUUUCUACCGAAGAUAUGUCCUUAAUUAACUAUUCACACAAAACCCUUCACGCCAUAGGUGGCUGGCUUGGUUGCUAAUGCUAUUAUCCCCUUUACUUAUUGUUUGAAAGGGACAUUUUGUUCUUAUUUUAACUACAUAUUCCACAUCACUGUUACAAAACAAUAAGGUUAAGACAGCAACAUAGUUUUGAGCUUUCCUUGGUAGUAUCUACAAUGAAAUGCUCACUUUUGAUCAUAUUUAAGCAAGCCCCUUGAGAUUGUUAACAUCACAGACAAUGGGAGUUGUUCAGACAUGUUUUCUGUUUGUGCUAGUGAGUUUGUUGUGUGUGGAAUCAAAGUACAUAAAGUAUGAUACAAGUUCAGUUAUUGUUCCUGGGAAGAUUAAUGUUCACUUGGUGGCUCAUACCCAUGAUGAUGUUGGCUGGUUAAAGACUGUUGAUCAGUACUAUGUUGGGUCUAACAAUUCCAUUCAGGGUGCUUGUGUUCAAAAUGUGCUGGAUUCUAUAGUGCCUGCAUUGUUGGCUGAUAAGAAUAGAAAGUUCAUAUAUGUUGAGCAGGCCUUCUUCCAGCGUUGGUGGAGAGAUCAGAGCGAGGAAGUGCAAAAUGUAGUCAAGCAGCUUGUCAUCUCGGGUCAGCUUGAGCUAAUAAAUGGAGGUAUGUGCAUGCAUGAUGAGGCAGCUCCACAUUAUAUUGACAUGAUUGAUCAAACAACUCUGGGGCAUCAAUUCAUCAAGGAAGAAUUUAAUGUGACUCCAAGAAUUGGCUGGCAAAUUGAUCCCUUUGGACAUUCUGCAGUGCAGGCUUACCUGUUGGGGGCAGAGGUUGGAUUUGACUCCUUUUUCUUUGGAAGAAUUGACUAUCAAGAUAGAACAAAACGAAAAGGUGAUAAGAGUCUCGAGGUUGUCUGGCGAGGAUCUAAAAGCCUUGGUUCAUCUGCACAGAUAUUUGCCGGUGCAUUCCCUCAGAAUUAUGAACCUCCAAGUAACCUCUACUAUGAAGUUAAUGAUGAUUCCCCUAUUCUCCAGGAUAACCCCAAUUUGUUUGAUUACAAUGUCGCUGAGCGAGUGAAUGAGUUCGUAUCAGCUGCAAUGGAUCAAGCUAAUAUAACUCGGACAAAUCAUGUGAUGUGGACUAUGGGGACGGAUUUCAAGUACCAGUAUGCUCACACUUGGUACAAGCAAAUGGACAAGUUCAUUCACUAUGUAAAUCAGGAUGGGCGUGUCAAUGCCCUAUACUCAACCCCAUCAAUAUAUACUGAUGCAAAAUAUGCAACAAAUGAGUCCUGGCCUCUUAAGACUGACGAUUUCUUUCCAUAUGCAGACAGUGCAAAUGCUUAUUGGACUGGAUAUUUUACGAGCAGGCCAGCCCUCAAAGGCUAUGUUAGAAAGAUGAGUGGCUACUAUUUGGCAGCAAGGCAAUUGGAGUUUUUCAAGGGAAGGAGUAAAGCAAGAACCAACACAGAUUCUCUGGCUGAUGCUUUAGCUAUUGCUCAACAUCAUGAUGCAGUUAGUGGCACGUCAAAGCAGCAUGUGGCAAAUGAUUAUGCCAAGCGGCUCGCAAUAGGAUAUGCGGAGGCUGAAGAGGUGGUUGGAGAAUCACUUUCCUGUAUUGCAGAAUCGGCAUCAAAAGGAGGUUGCAUGAGUCCAACGAACAAGUUCCAACAGUGUCUCCUUCUGAAUAUAAGUUACUGCCCUCCAUCAGAAGUUGAUCUUUCAAAUGGAAAGAGCCUGGUGGUUGUUGUCUACAAUUCCUUAGGAUGGAAAAGAGAGGAUGUUAUAAGGAUUCCUGUUAUUAAUGAGAAUGUGGCUGUUAAGGAUGCUGGAGGAAAAGAAAUUGAAUCGCAGCUCUUACCUCUGCUGAAGGCCUCUGUAGGCAUAAGGGACUACUAUUCGAAGGCAUAUUUGAGCAUGGCCUCAAAUGUAACCCCCAAGUACUGGCUUGCAUUUACAGCAUCUCUACCACCUCUUGGUUUCAACACUUACAUUAUUUCCAGUUCCAGCUCAACUGCUAAGCGAGCAGCUUCUACUUCAAGCCAAUUAUAUGACACAAAAGCGAGUCAAAACGAUACAGUUGAAAUAGGACCAGGGAACUUAAAAUUGAUCUAUUCCGGGAAAGGAGAGCUUACUCAGUAUAUCAACAGCAGGAGCUUGGUCAAGGCAUCUGUAGAGCAAUCAUAUAGUUAUUAUGCUGGAGAUAAUGGAAGCAAGGAUAAACAGGCCUCUGGAGCAUACAUCUUCCGACCAAAUGGCACAUAUUCCAUCAACUCUGAAGGACAGGAUGUUUUUACUGUUUUGCGUGGACCUUUAUUGGAUGAAGUGCACCAGCAGAUCAGUUCGUGGAUAUAUCAGAUAACCAGAGUUUACAAGGGAAAAGAGCAUGCUGAAGUUGAGUUUACUGUUGGGCCAAUACCUAUUGAAGAUGGAAUCGGCAAAGAGGUUGUAACGAAGAUCACAACAACUGUGAAAAACAACAAAAAGUUUUAUACAGAUUCUAGUGGGCGUGAUUUCAUAGAAAGGGUUCGAGACUACAGAAAAGACUGGGAACUGCAAGUGAACCAACCUAUUGCAGGAAAUUAUUACCCUAUUAAUCUCGGGCUUUAUAUGCAAGAUAAUAGCUCAGAGUUCUCCGUCCUAGUUGAUCGAUCUGUGGGGGGAUCAAGUAUUGUGGAUGGGCAGUUGGAAUUAAUGCUCCACAGGAGGUUACUUUUUGAUGAUGCCAGAGGUGUUGGAGAGGCACUAAAUGAAACAGUUUGUGUUCUUGAAGAUUGCAGAGGAUUGACCAUUGUAGGAAAGUACUUCCUCAGAAUAGAUCCUUUACGAGAGGGUGCCAAGUGGCGUCGAUCAUAUGGUCAAGAGAUAUAUUCUCCCUUACUCUUAGCCUUCGCAGAGCAGGAUGGAGAUAGUUGGGCAAGCUCUCAUAUAGCAACCUUUUCCGCAAUGGACCCCUCUUAUGCUCUACCUGACAAUGUUGCGAUAUUAACCCUCCAGGAGUUGAAUGAUGGAAAGGUUCUCCUUCGGUUAGCACACUUAUAUGAGGUUGGGGAGGACAAGGAUCUGUCAGUAAUGGCAAGUGUAGAACUGAAAAGGGUGUUCCCAAAUAAGAAGAUCAGCAAGAUAACAGAGACAAGUUUAUCAGCCAACCAAGAAAGAGUAGAAAUGGAGAAGAAGAGGCUAGUCUGGAAAGUAGAAGGCUCUUCAGGAGAAGAACCUAAAGUGGUGAGGGGAGGACCUAUCGAUCCAACAACACUAGUUGUUGAACUAGCCCCAAUGGAAAUUCGUACCUUCCAUAUCACCUUUGAUUAAAUUUGACUUUGUGCAAGAAAAAUUCUUGCGAUCGGAUCAUGUUCUUUAACCAAAUUUCUUGGCUCUGAAAGUCAUUUUUGGUUCUUAUUGUUGAUAUCAAAUGUUUGUAAGCUUUCCAAAAUGUAGAUCUUGUUCAGGCUCCUCAUGUGUAGCUACUCAAAUAAAAUUUAUCUCAUUGAUAUAUCAAUAAAGUUUAGCUAAUCUUCAACAUUA